UGCUGUGUUAUAGAUCCUCGUUGGUGCCGUGACCAGGAUAUGCUGCAUCUAUCAGCGUCAGUUGCAUCACGAACGGGUUCAACUUGCCAAGGAAAUUUAAUUCGGAAUCUUCUACAUUCUCUCUGAUCAUGAUGUCGCUGAAGUCCCUGCCGCCCGUUGUGCAAGUGCACAUCCUUGAUAAAUAUCUAGAUAAGUGUUUUAAAGACGAGCAUAAACAGAAAUUGAACGUAGUUUUUAAGAAUUUAAAUGCGCUUGUCCUCCUGUCAAAUUCUGUCCGGUCACACUCUGAGGAAGUAAGGCCGUUAGUCUUACCUUCCUGCAAUAGACCAUUACGCUACCUGAUCGAGCAAAUCGAACGGGACAGUAGGUUCAUGUGGCCCAGAACCAAGAUUCUGGAGUGGUUAGAGACGCCCUCCGGCCACCAGUGCGUUUGGGACGCACGCAUAUGCCCCUCGACGACGUAUCAACAACCCCUGAAUGCCGUCAGUACGGAUUUCUACAUCCGUAAAUAUAAAAUCAAUCAUAGACACGCUCGUCUCGAUCCUCUUUUCGGAACCUCAUCUGACCUGGGAGACAUUUUGGCUGUCCAGCCAUUUGAACCCAACGGUCAGCCAACCCAUAAACAUAAAGAAGUUAUGGGGGAUAUAUCGGUGUUCUUGAAACUCACGGAACAUUCUCAGACCGUCCCUAAGUAUGACAUAUACGACAGGGACGCCCUGAGGUUCCUUGGGGGACAUGAAGUGUUACGAAACGUAUUCGGGGAUGAUUUUUGGGAUCUGCUGGGCGAACCUUAUCGGUCGACAGGUAUCUGUCAAGCAGAUCCCACAAAGUUGAUCCUCCGGUAUAUGAGUUUUGUGUGACCGGCUAAUAUAAAUUUUAUCAAUAUUUAAAAAACGUAAUUUAUGUCAUUUAUUAAUAUUUUUUUGUAUUGCAGAUCAUGGCAUCGACCAUUCUGCCUUUCUUAAUCUUGAUUUGGCUGACCAACGGCAACAGUAUGAUAGUAAGAGAAAAUGUAAUUUUUGAACAAUCCCAUGAAAUUUCAACCACACGAAGUCGCUGGCUUGUAACGAUGGUUAUCGAUUUGUCAGUUUAUGAUCAGUCCAUUGACAAACUAUAUUCCGCUCUGGAUGAAGUUAAUAGGAUAAAUAAUGUUCUUGUCAAAUUCUAUGAUGUUCAUCUUAAAGACAAAUAUUUCCAAACACUUAAAGGGUUCGAGUUAGAAAUAAUAAAUUUAAGAACUGCUCAAGACGCUGUUUAUAAUAAUUUCCAAAUUCUGAGUCCUUUACAUGAUCUUACGGGUUAUCGUCGUCGACGAUCACUCUUACCCAUUAUUGGUAAAGCUUUUAGUUUUCUAUUUGGAACAGUGUCGGAAGAUGAUUUACAGGGGAUACGUAACAAUAUAAAUAAUUUGGCCAAUAACCAACGAAAAAUUACUCACGUAAUACAAGAAAGCCUAACGUUAAUUAAUGGCACUCGACUUGCAGUGCGAGAAAAUCGACAAAAGAUCAAUGAAAUUUUAGGCGCGUUAGUAACUCUGUCGGACCAAUUGAAAAAUCUUACGACCGGUAUUGAAAAACAACUUCAUAAAUUAGAUUACUUUGUCAAUUCAUAUUUGCGAAUUAAUAGAGCCGUACAGGAAAUUCAAGUAAUGACUUCCGAAGUAAGAACUCAUGUCGAACAUUUGUAUAUUCAACUAAAUGCUCUGGCAAUCGGACAUUUGACACCAAGUAUAAUGGCUCCUCAUGAUUUAAAAGAUUUAUUACUUACCAUUAAAACUAAAUUACCCCGGACUUUGAGAUUACCUGGAAACCCAGAUGAAGAUUUAUGGUCCUUUUAUAAAUUUCUUACACGUACAUCGACAACCGCGGAUAACAAACUGUUGAUUAUUUUAUCUAUCCCACUAUUAGACGCGCAGGACACUUAUCAUGUUUACAAAAUUCAUAACAUACCCGCACUUAUGACAAAUCAAAGUAACUCCGUCAUUACAAAUGGCUGUUCUAUGGUUGCACAAUACAAGCUCGAAUCAAAUGCGAUUGCUAUCAAUACAGAGCGAACCCAAUACAUGUUGUUAUCUAACGAAGAAUUAAAAAGCUGUUCUAAUCCUUUAAUGGGGUUCUGUUUCGCGCGAAGUCCAGUUUAUAAGACUAGCAUUUCAAGAUUAUGUGUCACGGCGUUAUUUCUUCAAGAAGUUCAAAAAGUUCGAAAAUAUUGUAAAGUAAUUGUUCAGCUUAAGUCUGUAUUGCCCCGGGCAACUUAUUUAAAUAAUGGACAUUGGGUGGUAUCAACAUCAGAAAAAUUACAUUUCGUAAAGUUAUGUGGGGAUGGCAAAAAUACAUUAGCUACGAUGUCAUUGUACGUCCUCCCAUCCAAAUUGUGACCCUUGAUCAGUCCUGUUCAGCCGUCACAAGUGCAAUGACAUUACCCCCUCAUUAUCACCAAGAAAGUAAAUAUAAUGCGACAAACCUUCUGACAACUUUCAUGCAAUCUUAUAACGUGUCUGCCAUCCAAUUAUGGAAACCUGUUCAUUCCAAUUUUGAUAAUUUAAACAAUAUAUCUAUUCCUGAAAAAUUAAAUGAUCUUGAAAUGGUUAGCAUGGACAAACUGGUUGAAGAAUUAAAACUGGUAAAUUCAGUACCCCCAUUAUUCGAUUUCUGGGGAUUACCUACUUGGGCAUAUGUAUUAAUGGGUGUAGCUUCUGCAAUGAUUAUAAUUGUAAUAAUCUUUGUCUAUUGUAAAAUAAAAAGGCGUUGGUCAGGUAAAUUGUGGCGAAAACAGGGCAGGGGCAGUGACUAUUAAAGUAGUAUUUUAAUUGGAUCUGUUGUUGGCUUUCUUUGUGCUGUGUUAUAAACGGGAAUUUUAUUACGGGAAAAUGUAUUUUGAAAGAAAAAUGAAAUAUCACCUACUCGCACUCAAUGGUCAGUGACGAUUGGACUGGGUUAAGUCUAUUGAAAAAAAUGUGCAUAUCUUACUUAAUGUACAGCAUACCGUGUAGGGCUGUUGGCUUUGAAGACAAGCAGGGGGCCGUAUCCGAUUUCAUACAGAGAUUUUUUACUAAUGCACCCGGUGGACAGCAGCAGCUGGAUGCAUUAAAAAAGGAGUUAUCUGCGCGAUUCGCGGAAGUGACUGACUCGCAGCAUGCUUUCAUGCUACUUUUAAAAUGCAGGCAAAAUAAAGAUGAAAAUGUUUAAGUUUAUGCCGAGAGGCUUUUAAAUUUAGCAGAGGAGGUCUUCCCGGAAGGAGGACCUUUCUGUGCAAGGUCAGUUGGUAGGCGCCUUUGCAGACGGCUUGGCGUCCGACCGAUUAGGGUAAGCAAUUGGUAAGCAACAAAGACGGGAACUAGUUUUAAUCUAAACCUUCUUAAAACAUUUGCACUCGCUCUUGGUAGGAACGAUACAGCUUUGCGAAAAAUAAUGAAAAUGUAAACUACCACAUGGGCUCCAACGUUUUCAGUACGAUUCAACAAGGUAAUCUGUGUGUGAGCAUUAGACAAUAUUAGCGAUCACCAGGCAAAGAAAUGCUUGUCCCAACGAAACGUGGACUGUGUCUUCGACCAGUGGAGUACAGAGCACUGAAAUGACAAAGAGCCGAUAUAGAAAAAGUCAUCCAUGAGCUCGAAUCACUUGUUCCUUGGAUCAUAUGAACCAUUUGGGCGUGCUUCGAUGUCCUACAUGUAAUCCGUUGGAAUGUGUGAACUGGAUAAAAGGAACAGUGCGGGCAAGACAUGUUUUUAAAAACUCUCGUUUUGAUAAUUAUUAUUGUACCGGUGGUAUCUCGAACGGGUGCAAGUUGCCAAAGGAAAAAUUCAGAUUAUCUAAAUCCUCUCUUGAUGAUGGAAAACUUCAACAUCCUCGACGUCCUGUCCUCUUUGCCUCUAUCUAGAACUAGACCAUCGAGCAAUGAUAAAAUGUUCUGUCAUCUUAAGACAUUCAUAUCUGAUUAUAACUAUUCGUACUUGGUCAGUAGAGAUCAGUCCUUAACACACCACCAGUGAGGAAGGUUCCUAUGUGCAGAGACUCCCGACUUACCCCGUGUUUAAUAACGUUUGGACAGUGACUUUAAUUCUCUUACUAUUAUCUUUGAUUUUAAAGGACACUUGACUAUAAUUAAACUAUCUUUUGAAAGAACUGUGAAAUUAGAUCUGAACUGUUAAUCACAAGAAAUAAUAUUAUUUUUGUUAUUUGUUUCAUAACCUUAUUAAAAUUUCAUUGAUUUAGUCCUUAUUUGUUAUUUUUAUUUGCAGAUCAUGGUACUGCCCAUUCUGCAUCUGUUUUAUUGAAUCUGGCUGACCAACGGAAUAAUUAUUCGAGAAAACGUAAUUGUUGAAUUUCCACUACUGUAACAAAAUAGCCCUUGUUACCUAUCAUUAUAUAAUCGAACACUGGUGAUUGGCGCCAGCGACCAGGAUUCGUACCUUCUUUAAAAGACUUUGGAUUUAUCUAACCAGUCACGGUAAGACAAUUUUAUUAUUCUUUACUGUCCUGUUUUGUAAGUCCGAGUCUCAUCUACUCUUGAUUUAUUCUUAUUUAUUCUAUUAUUCUUUUGGGUAUUUAUUGUCUGGUAAACAUGACUGAAAGUUUAGAACAAGCCACAAAUAUUGUUGCUGGUACGAUACAGCAAGGGUUUACUGAACAUAAUACGACAGUGAAUGAGACACUCAAACAAAUUGGGACUGUGUAUUUAGUUUGCUUUUUGUCGAAUAAAACCACUAUACGAUCACUUAAGACUUUUACUUAACGUGUACACUAGUUACGUAAGAUACCCGUGGUAGUGUUAUACUAUUAGAAGCCGAUGGUUAUUUUAAUCCCAUUCAUAAUCACAGUACCAACUUUUAUGCUACUUUUAACUGGUACUGUGACCAAGUAAUAUAGAAUUUUUAUAUUAUUUUUAUAUUUGACUGUAUAUUCAUAGCAUUCACUGAUUUUAAAGGUCCUAUUUCUUAUAUCCAGUGCAAGGUCAAAAGUUACUUAACUUAUACGUCAGUAGUGGAAUAUUCUUGAUCUGUGUUUACAAAUUGUGUAUUCUAGAUAGUCAGCAUUAAAAAGACGGUCAACAUGUUACCUAAUUUUUGAUUACAUUUAAGUAUUGGGACCAAGCACUAGGAUUAUUAAUUAAUUCAUCAAAUAUUUCAUGUACGUGAUCACUGUUUGAAUAAAGAUAAAAAUGUUGAAUUUCGAUAAAGUUUAUUAUUAUAAGCCAAUGCUGAUAUUGGUGUUAUGAAGUCAGAAUUUGGAAAUUUGGCAAAGGAGUAAACUUUUAAUUAAGAUUAUGAAACAGUGAUCACAGGAUGACCACAUGCGGUCAAGUCGCAUGGGUACUAAGAAAGUUAACAAGUUGUGGAAACGUCAUGGAAACCGGUUCUGGGGUAUAAAAUGGCCAUGCGAGCCCUGACAACCUCAGUUGCGGUUUCUCAUUAAUAAAAUUGUAACGACAUACAACUUGUUUUCUUUUAAGGUACGUAUGUGUAGUUCAAAUCAUCUUAGCUUUAGAAAUAGUAUUUAUAAGUAAGCGCAACUAAGAUGUUAUAACUUAGAAUUUAAAAUGUUAUUAAUUAUUUAUUUUUCAGGAUAUUUUGUUAAAUCGAUUGAAUUAUUGUUGUUUAUUAAUUUGUUUUAUUCUGUUGUGUAGAGUUGCGGUUUCUCAUUAAUAAAAUUGUAACGACAUACAACUUGUUUUCUUUUAAGGCUAGACAAUAGAAGCUGAAAGCAAGUACUAAGGUCCAUUUGCCCUCACAACCCAAGCUUCCCCACAACUUAAGUCAAAAUUAUAUAUAACAAUCUGGUGGAGAAUACUUAAUCUUCGGAAAUGGAUCUUGGGAAUGGCAAAUCCAUAAACAACUUCCAGGGAAUGUUUCCCAUUAGACCGACGUCGGCUCCAACUACCGCCAUCGGGGCAACACCAACGGCGCCACCAUCCAUCAGGAUGCAAGGCCUGCAGAGGGCGAGGAGACUUUUGAGUGGCCUGGCUACUCCCUCCUCGGAUAGGCUAUCUCCUGAUGUGCCGGCAAGGCCAUCCUUAGGACCAGCUACAAGUAAUAUUACUUUUGUAACUUCAACUGCAACGCCUCAUUUAGCUCAUUCGGUUAACGUAACAGCAUCAUUACCACCGUAUUCACUAUCAUCCACUCAUGCGCCGCCACAGGAGAUUCGGCACGCGCCGAAUGUUAUCAAAUUGUCUCCAUACCCCCAGGCUGAACCCGCUAGUCAAUGGUGGUCUCUUUUGAUGGCCAUGGUGGCAUAUUUUAAUAUGUAGGAAUCUGCAGCUUUGUCUGCUUUUCCUUUUUAUUUGACGGAUAUCCCUAAACAGUGGUACUUUCAACUUAAUGACACGAUAAAAACUUCUUUAGAAACAUUAAAAAAUUCUUUUUUGGAAAGAUUUCAAAAACAAAAAUCGUCCUCGAUUUAAAUUUGUUAUUUCUCAACCUUACCCUCAAGUAAACACCUUGUUUAUGUCUUGAACGCAAAUAUACUAAAACUGCAGAGGCAUGACAUCUGCUGUUCAGCGGUUAUUAAUUUAAUUUUUAAUUGUAAUCUUUGUAAAACCUAUUCGAUCACGAUCAGGUUGUCAAAAGACUUAACCAUCAAAGGAUCGUAAUAAAUAAGUAGCCAUACGAGAGUUUAAAACAUUAAAGGACAGCUUAUUCAACAUUAAUAACAAAAAUUUUAACAGCAAACUUUCUUCUUUAGUUUCUACACUGGUAACGUAAUUACAUGUAUAUACGUGCAUUCGCCCGUCCUUGUCGUUUUCCGGCAAAUAUUUAACGAAGUUCAUUUUUUUAAACCAUUAUAGGUAGACAAUUUUAGUUGUAUGUUUGAAGUGUCAACAAUAUACGAUAAACGGUUAUUUAUCAUUUGUUCAAACAUAUUCAUUGAAAUACUGGAGGAUACCUCCAGAAUUUAUCGUACUCUUAAUGAGCACACAAAUAACGAAUUGAGAACAAAAGUCAUAGUAAGCCGCUAAUGUAGGUCUAUCCUGAACGAACAGCUGUCGAGAAAUGCAUGUAAGUACACAUAACAGAAAUACUGGUCCGAACGUGCGGCGAUUAUCAUGUACCUGACCUGGCCGCAGGGCAAACAGGUGACAACCAUAUCUAUAUAGUUACGUAAUCACUGUUGACCAUUAAUUUUAAGGCACAUGAAGGGUAAUCGUUGUUCUUUUCACCUGUUAAGGCGGAAAUAUAUUUCUUUUUCAACAAUUUUAAGGUGACUUUAUAUCUUAUUUUAACAGCAGUUUACGUACGAAGAUGCAACAUUGUUUUAGCAAUGAAAUAUUUGAAACUAAAAACUAAAUCGGAAAAAUCAACAUUUGUCGGAUUGGUUUUCUUUUUAUAUC
Messenger RNA from Magallana angulata, 7329 nucleotides. RefSeq lists its product as uncharacterized. Bases 129 to 860 code for a protein of 243 amino acids. The transcript is spliced from 2 exons. The record is from RefSeq and is a predicted model, not a curated record. Lineage: Eukaryota; Metazoa; Mollusca; Bivalvia; Ostreida; Ostreidae.